AUGCAGGAGCCGCAGGGGAACAUUGGUGUUCCUAGGGACAUUAGCAGCCCUAUCACAUCUGAUGAAGAGUACCUCAGCCCACUGGAGGAAGGCAUGGACUUUGGAAGCCCAGAGCCCAGGAAGAUAGUGGACACUCGAUUCAAGGAGCCUCCUGCCUUCCAGGUGAGACUGUGUACCGCUGGUUCCCAAAAUGAUCUCUCGGGCGUCUCACCUGGCUUUCGUUGACUUUCCAUUAUAUUGUAGGCAAGGGAUCAGUUUGGGAUUUUGCAAUUAUAUUUUGUUCAAACAUUUUUUUAUUGGCAUUGCAAUACACUGGAAAUUGAUUGAAUCUAUAAAUUGCUUUUAACUAAAUCUGAAAGCACUUCGUAUGGUGAUUCACCUCAUCCAGCAUGCAUUUGAUGUUCCAUAUAGUGUAGUUUGCAUUUUUUAAGUUAUAGCAUGGACAUUUGUCUAUGUGUUCUCAACUCCAAUUUCAAAAUGGCUCAUCAUCCUUUUUAACAGGUAACUAUGAAUGAUCAAGCGGUCAUUGAGGGACAACAGGUCACCAUGUCUGUCCGAAUA
Coregonus sp. 'balchen' is the source of this 561-nucleotide messenger RNA. The record is from the annotation of a GenBank genome assembly. Lineage: Eukaryota; Metazoa; Chordata; Actinopteri; Salmoniformes; Salmonidae.